AAAGCCCAAAACCAAUCGAUAAUGCUACACCAAAAACGCUUGGUUGAGGAGAUUUUGCGUGAUAACAAAAUUGUUUCCUUUAAUUUUUCUCGAUUUUUUCUCAAUCUCUCAAAUUCAUUCAGAGUAAUGGGAACUUAAUAUCAGAAAUCUAUGGCUUCCCUAUGUAUGAACUCAUCCCUACCACUCUCACCGUCUUCUCAUCCUCGAAAUCUCACUCAAACCUCUCUUUCUUCAUCAUCUUCUUCUUUGUUUGUUGAUAACGACAAUAACAAUCAUCAUAACAGCCUUAGAACAUCGAGUACCUUGAAACCUAUUGUUGUUAGUGGAAACCCUCCCACUUUUGUUUCCGCUCCUGGCCGCACUAUUCUCGCUGUUGGUGAUCUUCAUGGAGACCUUAAGCAAGCUAGAUCUGCACUUGAAAUGGCUGGUGUGCUGAGCUCUGACGGUCAAGACUUGUGGACCGGUGGAGAAAAUGUGUUGGUUCAACUUGGAGAUAUCUUAGACCGAGGUGAAGAUGAAAUCGCUAUCUUGUCCUUGCUACGGUCAUUAAAUAAACAGGCAAAAGAAAGCGGUGGAGCUGUGUUUCAGGUUAAUGGAAACCACGAGACGAUGAACGUGGAAGGGGAUUUCCGAUACGUUGAACCUGGUGGAUUUGAUGAAUGUAGUGAUUUUGUGGAAUAUAUCAAUAAUUCAGGUGAUGACUGGGAAGAAACAUUUACUAGUUGGGUCGAUGUAUCUGAAAAGUUGAAAGGAGAUCGAACAAUGUCAACAAAUCAUUGGGGACCAUGGAAUUUAGUGAAGAGGCAAAAGGGAGUCAUUGCUAGAUCAAUCCUCUUUAGGCCUGGUGGGCCACUGGCAUGCGAGCUUGCAAGACAUGCUGUUGUGCUUAAGGUUAAUGACUGGGUCUUCUGUCAUGGCGGUCUUCUUCCUCACCACGUUGCAUAUGGUUUAGAGCGGAUGAACAAAGAAGUGUCUGAGUGGAUGAGAGAUCCGAGUAAGAAUGAAAGUACUUUCCAACUCCCGUUCAUUGCCACCAGGGGUUAUGACAGUGUUGUUUGGAAUCGGUUGUAUUCAAGAGACUCACCAGAUUUGAUGGACUAUGAAGCUAAUCAGGUAUGUUCCAUUCUCGAGGAAACACUGCAAGCAGUCGGUGCUAAGGCUAUGGUGGUGGGACAUACUCCUCAAACUAUUGGUGUAAAUUGUAAAUACAAUUGUAGCAUAUGGCGCAUAGAUGUUGGAAUGUCCAGUGGAGUCCUUAAUUCAAGACCAGAGGUUCUAGAAAUUAUAGACGAUAAAGCAAGAGUUAUUAGGAGCGAAAGGGAUACAUACAGUGAACUUCAAGCGGCUGCAUAUACUUAAGGACAGACAAUUGAUAUAACAAAAUUAUGGGCAUACAGCUAUUUAAAUCCAACAUUGGCAAAUUUAGUGGACACCCUUUGGCAAAAAUUCACAUACAACUUGUGAAGACUCCAGCAGUGGAUUCAUUUUGGCAGUUGAAAGAAUAUUGUAUCAUAUGUCAUUUUAGUGAGAUACAAUUUGAAUUUGAAGCCAAAUGUAUCUUUUAAAGUUAAAUGUAGCAUGUGAAUGACUUGAAAGCAAUGUGAAAAUAGGAUGCACGUGAAUAAAAGUUGGAAAAUUGGAAAGAUUGAAUAUAUCAUCACAAUUAUACGAGUAGUUCCAAUGUAAACUGCUCCAUUAUGUUUGUUCCCAUUUCAAAUGUCUUGUGAAU
This is a messenger RNA of Vicia villosa (hairy vetch), 1729 nucleotides long. Its product is annotated as shewanella-like protein phosphatase 1. The transcript is spliced from 10 exons. NCBI's taxonomy places the organism in Eukaryota, Viridiplantae, Streptophyta, Magnoliopsida, Fabales, Fabaceae. The record is from RefSeq and is a predicted model, not a curated record. Gene Ontology annotation, molecular function: hydrolase activity. Bases 151 to 1359 code for a protein of 402 amino acids.